AUGUUGUCGAGGCUGUCUGCAGGAGCCUUGAAGCACGCUGCUAACUUGCGCGCUGCACGCUCCUCGACUCUCCUUUCUACUUCGCGUUCUGCCUCGGUCCGAUUUGCUUCUUCAAAUGCCUCCUCGUCGGCUUUCGAGACAGCGGUCAAUUCUCGAGCGGCGCUCGCGUCUGUCUCCCUAUUUACCGUCGGAACGAUCGCAUGGUACACCCAUCUUUAUGGCACUCUUCCCUUUGUCGGCGAAGUGCACGCCAGCCACUUGAGCGACGAGGGACUUCACCCUGCUGCAUACCCAUGGUCACACAAGGGUAUCCUUGAUACAUUUGAUCAUGCGAGCAUCCGGAGAGGAUACCAGGUCUACCGCGAAGUCUGCGCGGCGUGCCAUUCUUUGGACCGCAUUGCAUGGCGCAACCUUGUUGGUGUUUCUCACACCGCCGACGAAACGCGAGCGAUGGCCGAAGAAGUUGAGUACACAGACGGACCCAAUGCCGAAGGAGAGAUGUUCCAGCGACCUGGUAAAUUGGCGGAUUACAUGCCAGCCCCUUACCCCAAUGAGGAGGCUGCUAGGGCUGGCAAUGCAGGUGCUCUCCCCUCCGGACUUGAUCGUUUUCGUCUGGCUGACUACGUUUUCUCUCUCCUGACUGGUUACAUUGAUGCCCCGGCAGGCGUCGAAAUUCGUGAGGGCAUGAACUACAACCCAUUCUUCCCUGGUGGUGCCAUUUCAAUGGCUCGUGUCUUGUUCGACGGACUGGUGGAAUAUGACGAUGGAACGCCCGCUACAACAUCUCAAAUGGCAAAGGACGUCGUGACAUUCCUCAGCUGGGCUGCCGAGCCUGAGCACGACGAAAGGAAAAAGUACGGUAUCAAAGCCGUCAUCAUCCUCUCAGCGUGCUUUGCUCUCAGUCUGUAUGUCAAACGCUUCAAAUGGACCGUCAUCAAGAACAGGAAGAUUUUCUACAACCCGCCAGUUGACAAAACCCACUAG
Messenger RNA from Laccaria bicolor S238N-H82, 984 nucleotides. RefSeq lists its product as uncharacterized. The transcript has 8 exons. The coding region runs from base 1 to 984 and encodes 327 amino acids. NCBI's taxonomy places the organism in Eukaryota, Fungi, Basidiomycota, Agaricomycetes, Agaricales, Hydnangiaceae. Gene Ontology annotation, molecular function: heme binding; electron transfer activity. The record is from RefSeq and is a predicted model, not a curated record. Gene Ontology annotation, biological process: mitochondrial electron transport, ubiquinol to cytochrome c.